AUGAUUCUUACACAGGUUUUCAUGGAUAAUUCAAAUAAUGCAAGUGUUGCACCCAAAAACCUAUUCAAGGAUAUGAAUACCAGAUCCUCAGUGAAGGAGCGGGCACAACGGAUCCUGAAUCAUUUGGGAUAUAAGUGCCCUCACUUUGCUAAAUGUAUGCUGCCGUCAAAUGUCUCACGUGGAUAUUGGCUGCAUAUACCAAAGGAAUUAUGUAAUACUCAUUUGCCAAGUCGCAAAGCACCUAUUAAAUUGGUUGAUGAACAUGGAAAUGAGUAUUUUGUGACCUAUAUACCUAAAAGGCGUGGUCUGAGUGGUGGAUGGAUAACAUUUUCCAAAGAACACCAACUACGGAAAGGGGACAUAGUGAUCUUUGGGUUGAUCGACACAUGCAAGUUACUGGUCCACAUGGUUCGAGUGAAUGAGUUGGACGUUGCAAGUGCAGCUCUCACUCUCAUCAAUAUUCAGGCUUCUGGAAGAUAG
Molecule: messenger RNA, 480 nt
Organism: Andrographis paniculata
Lineage: Eukaryota; Viridiplantae; Streptophyta; Magnoliopsida; Lamiales; Acanthaceae
Product: B3 domain-containing protein At5g42700-like
Exons: 4
Coding region: 1-480 (159 amino acids)
Molecular function (GO): DNA binding
Source: RefSeq, a predicted model, not a curated record